Carya illinoinensis is the source of this 1200-nucleotide messenger RNA. RefSeq lists its product as uncharacterized. The record is from RefSeq and is a predicted model, not a curated record. The transcript has 2 exons. NCBI's taxonomy places the organism in Eukaryota, Viridiplantae, Streptophyta, Magnoliopsida, Fagales, Juglandaceae. Bases 1 to 1200 code for a protein of 399 amino acids. Gene Ontology annotation, molecular function: RNA-DNA hybrid ribonuclease activity; nucleic acid binding.
AUGGAAAAACUAUUAGGAUUUGGCACGAUCCCAGGGUACAGAGACUUGUUGCAUGAACAUAUAGGAGGAGAGAGUCAGGACAGCAAAACUGAAACAGUGGACACUCUUAUCAGUGGGGAAACCAGAUGGUGGGACACUUCAAAAGUUCAAGCUCUAUUCAAUCCAAUUAUAGCAGAGAAGAUACUGAAAAUAGUAAUCUGUCCAGAGGGUUAUGAAGACAGAUGGAUGUGGACUGAAAAGAGAAGUGGGGAGUUCAGUGUUCGUAGUGCUUACAAGCUGUUACAAAAAGGCAUUUAUGAUGCAGAAGGGCAGAGUUCAAAUAGUAGUAGCUUGAAUAGCCUAUGGAGAGCAAUAUGGAAGAUGAAGUUGCCUUUGAAAAUAAGGAUUUUUGCAUGGAAAUUAUGCAAGAACUGCUUACCAACAGGAUUGAACUUAAUUAAGAGACAUGUUGAUAUAGAUCCUAAAUGUUGUUUAUGUGCUGAACAGGAUGAAGACUUGGGCCAUGCAAUUGUUUUCUAUCCCCAGUUAAUAGAGUUCUGGAAAAGCCAGCUUCCUAAACUGAGAAACCGAAAGAUACAUGAUGUGGUUGUUCUACCUAUAAAACAAGUUGUGGACCAUGCCCUCUCAAUUCAGUCCAAUUAUGCUUCCUGUUCUCAACAGAAAAACCUAAACCAUACUAAAUUAAAUGGUUUUUGGAGUCCCCCUCCAGAGGGGUUUCUGAAACUCAAUAUUGAUGGUGCUCUAUUUUUUUAUCAAAAGAAAGCAAGAGUUGGGCCAGUGCUUCGAGAUGGAAGAGGUGAAGUAAUAUUUGCAGCUAGCAAGAUAGAAUGCUUUAUAGAAGGACCAAAAACUAUUGAACUAGUGGCAGUUUUAAGGGGCCUUCAGUUAUGCAUUCAAUCGGGUAUAUCAAAGUUGAUGGUGGAGUCAGAUUGUAAGCUGCUAGUGGAAAAGCUGCAACAAGAAUCUCAACAGGAUGCCUCACACCUAGGAAAUUUGACAUUUGAAGUUAAAAGAUUAAUGUCUCACUUAGAUGUCCGUUUAUGUAAACAUGUGAGUUGUUUAGAUAACAGUGUUGCUCAUAAGCUAGCUAGAAUGGCUUGGAAUGUAGAUGAUUUGGUUGUAUGGGGGGAAUCCGUACCAGAAUCUAUUGCCCAUGUUAUUUGGGUGGAUAAGUUUUCUUGUAAUCCCUAUGCAAUAUAG